This is a messenger RNA of Chiroxiphia lanceolata (lance-tailed manakin), 3026 nucleotides long. It is a transcript of the gene MTFR1, whose product is annotated as mitochondrial fission regulator 1. NCBI's taxonomy places the organism in Eukaryota, Metazoa, Chordata, Aves, Passeriformes, Pipridae. The coding region runs from base 192 to 1199 and encodes 335 amino acids. Gene Ontology annotation, cellular component: mitochondrion. The transcript is spliced from 8 exons. Gene Ontology annotation, biological process: aerobic respiration; mitochondrial fission. The record is from RefSeq and is a predicted model, not a curated record.
CCUGGGGCUCCCCUUCCCAUGGGAAUUCUCCUUGGCGCGGCCGGUCCCGGGCUGGGGCGGGGGGUGCGGAGAGGGGAAGAGGGGAGCUGCGGCAGUGGUGCCGCUCGGCUGGCGAACUACUAUGGAACCUCGGCAGCCCUGUAGAUUUGGAAGGCUUAAAUCCAAGUUUGGAAAGGCCUUUUCCAUUCCAGAUGAUUUGCUGGCUUAAGCGCUUAAUUAGGAUGGCAUUUGAACAAGUUGGAUUGAAGAUGGAAUCAGUGCUUUGGUCAAGCAAGCCUUAUGGUUCAUCUCGAAGUAUUGUAAGAAAAAUUGGUACUAACCUCUCUCUUAUCCAGUGUCCAAGAGUUCAGUUUCAGCUUAUUUCUCCUGUCACGGAAGGAAACCGUCCUGCUCAACUUAGAGAAGAUGCAGUGGCCUCCUUUGCAGAUGUGGGCUGGGUUGCUGAAGAAGAAGGAGAAGUCUUUACAAGGCUCAGAUCAGAAGUUUGGUCACAAACAGCCCAGCCUCCCUCAGGGGAACUACAUCAUUCCAGGAGGUCUCCAUGUAGACAAGUGUCCUUACAAAACCCACAGGAAGAAGAACCAGUGCCCAGGAGCGCAGUGAUGGCAAAUGAAGAAGCACUGCAGAAGAUCAGUGCUCUAGAAAAUGAACUGGCCACUUUAAGAGCACAAAUAGCCAAAAUUGUAACCUUGCAAGAACAGCAGAACUUGACAGCAGUUGGGUCAAGUCCACUUGCUCCAGCUGCUGUCCCUGUUGCACCUCCACCGCCACCACCUCCUCCUCUGCCACCACCCCCUCCCUCGGGUCUGCAGCAGAGCAAGUCUGCCAUUGAUCUCAUUAAAGAAAGGAAAAACAAAAACACGAACUCUGGCCAGAGCGUGAUGGAAAACGGGCCAAAGAAGUCUGAAGUACCAAACAUGCUAGAAAUCCUCAAAGACAUGAACAGUGUGAAACUACGCUCGGUGAAAAGAUCCUCAGAAGGUACAAAACCUAAAGUGGCUGACCCUGCAGAUCCUGCAGCAUUAAUAGCAGAAGCUCUCAAAAAGAAAUUUGCUCAUCGAUACCGAAAUGACAGCCAAAGUGAAAUAGAAAAAGUGAUUCCAAAGACUGAAACAAAGACACAGACUGAGGUAGUGCUGUUUGGGCCGCACAUGCUGAAGUCCACAGGAAAAAUGAAGACUUUAAUUGAAAAAUCCUAGUGAAUUCAGAUCACUACACGAAAGACUGUUGAGCUCCUUUCUCCGAAAUAUUUUAUAUUGCAAAUAGCACUAGUACUGAGUGGUCUCUUUCUUACAGCACAGACUCAAUGUGAAGUAGAAGUGAGGCACUAAACGUGGUUGUAUGUGAUUUGUCAAGGGGAAUAAAUUGGACCAUUAUACUCAGGUAUUAAUUUUGCAGUCAAGCCUGGCUUUCCACUCAGACUUACAUGGUGGAUUUAGUUUAUUAACACUAAGUUAUAUAUACAGCAUUCUUUAUGCAUAACUGACCAUCUUAAAAAUCUGUGUACAUGUUAAUGAUGAUGGUGAUACACCCUUAAGUUAAUAUCAGUUAUUUGAGCUCUACCUGUAACUUGCACUACAAUGUGUAAUUUGAUAUUGAAAUUUUCAUGUUGAAGUCUUUCUUUUAAAUUUAACUUAAGCAAAAUUUUAGCCCAAAGAAAACCUGGAGGCACUUUGCUUCUUAGUGAAACAAAGGAAAAACUUGAAUCUGCUGCAGAGUUCAGAUAAAUUUUAAGUAAUAGCACACUUUUGCGCAGGGUUGUUUGUUUCAAAUGAGCUUGCAAGGCUAAGAGAGUAAAACCUGCUUACAUCGUCCUGUGGCCAUUAUAAAGAGUGCAGGACAAGGGAGUAAAUCCUGCUGUGGGAGCCUCUGUGAACAGGUAGUCCAGUGAAUUUGAAAUAGCCAGUAGAGAGCAGCAGAGUUAAAUAGUAAGAGAAUAUGUGUUAAUUAGAGUAGAAACAGUGUAGGUAAGAAAAUAAAGGUACAAAGUACUGUGGGGUACAAGUACAUUGUUCACCUCUGCUGCUCUAAGGGAUGUUUGUGGACACCUUUCUCCCCAGCUGUUUUGGGUCCCUGAAUAAAUUUCUGGCAGCUGGGACCUGCACACCCUCAUGGUCCUGUUUGCUGGGAAGACAUGGGAUAAUUGCACAUAACCUGCUUGCCAAGGAAAGCCCUUCUGAGGCUUCCCCACAGCAAUUAUUUGCUGCCAGACCUGCACCAACCACCUCAGCUCAUGGCUCCAGCCACAGAUGUAGAAAAGGCUCAAGCUAAACAUACAAAAAAGCUGUUCAGGAGCUCAGAGCUACAGCUUAGCUACGCUGUGAAAUGAAGCCAAGCUUUGCUCUGACCAUAGAUGGGAGUAGAAAAGGCUGAGCCUGCUCUAAGUUGAUCCUGGCUCCUGGGACAAGUACAACUGUCUCUAGAAGCUUCUGUUUUCUAGGAGAAGACAAAAGCAGCACUACUUAAUAAAGAGAACUGAAUGACGAGGUUACUGGAGAUGAAGCUUUGCUGCUUGUAACUGGAAUGUAGGCUGUACAAUGGAGGAGGGGGUUUUCUGGGGUGGAACUUGAAAUGGUGUUAAUAUGUACACAACGUAACUUCCUUCUAAAAUGCUCUGCCAUCAGUCUUACUGACAGGCCAUUCAAUCCUUGAGUUCAUUUAAAUGACUUAAAACCAAAAUUAACUUUCAAAAAGGUGUUUUAAACUUUUGUAUUUUAUGCUCUUAUUGCCACUAUAUAAAAUUAAAAGCAGUUAAAAUAAACAUGGUAUAUUUGAUUUGUGGUACUCUACAAAUGAUAGCAGCCACAGUAAAGUAUAGUUUACAUUCUGUUACAAUGACUGUAAAUCACUGUAGUGACAACCAACUUCCAUCUCCUCCAGGACUGGUCUGCUUACCUUGCUGUGCACCAGGAGUGACAGAGUUAGUCUAGAAAAGCCCCCCACACUGUUAACUUAGUUACAUUCAGGUUAAACGACAACAACAAAAAAAAGGGUAUGAGGAACCAGUGAGAAGUUUAUGCCUCACC